CUCUUCUCAAUAUUAUAUAUUUACUUUGUUGAGAAAGCAAUAUGAAUUUUGAAUAUGAACUUAUAGUUUUAAUAAGUUAAAGACAAAGUGAUGUCAAGAUUAUUAAAUGUUCAAUUUAUUUGUAUUUAUAUGGGGCUUUUUCACAAUGUUGUGUUAAUUCAAAGCAGCUUUACAUUAAUAGGACAGAAUACAUGACAUUACUGCUAAUUUUAUUUUUAUAAAAAGUUUAAUAGAAGGAUAUUGAUAGAUCAUAGGAUCUGAAUUUUUUAAAAGCAACCUGUUAGUGUGUGCAUAUUUUCUAAAGAUUAUGAAAUUCUGACUUGAGUGUACAGACAUACAAUUUGUGUUAUUACAUAUACAUUUCUUAUUUUCUUAUCCUUUUAUUCUUAAUUAUUCUUUAUUUUGCUCUAUAUUUGAAGAGUUUAUUUCCAAAAUGAGAUUUUUCAAAAAUCUUUUUUUUGGAAUGCACAAUUUUUAUUGUGCAUUCCAAUUGAUAUUAAUUUAAACUGCAGUUGGUUUGUUUUGAUUUAAGCCAUAAUAACUUAAAAAAUACAGCUAACUACUACAAUAAAACACAAUAAAAACACGAUAACAUCAUAAAAAAAGCUUAAAAGUCAUUUUGGAAACAAACUCUUCAUUUACUUUAUAGUUAUAGAUUAUAUUCACUUCUUUGUUAUAUUCUACAUUCUGUUGGAUGCUGCAUUUGUAUUGUCUUCACAAGUAAAUAUGAGUUUGCAGUGGUCUUAUUCUCAAGGUUCAUAAUAACAUCACGAGACAAUGUUGUGAAGCAGUAAUUUCCCACUGUCUAUGUUGGUAUAAUAACACCUGCUCAAUGUGUUUCUAGUCAGAUGAUGUCGGACAAAGUUAGAUGGAGAUAGAGUGAACUCUAGACAGAGUUCUAGGCAGAGCUAGAAUGGGCAACUAUUUUUUCUCUCUACAAUAAACUUUGUUAAUUUAUUACAUCACUUCGUCUCCUGCCUGCUGUUCUUCCACUCUGACAUCCUGCAGGAUAGUUUGAUCUAUCAGUUGAUAGAUCAAAUGAACAAGUAUGAACAAGAUGGAACAACACUACGGCAUCAUUUUGGAUCAAUACCAAGAUAGUAGAAUCUAUCAGAUCAAUCUUAUGGCGUAGUCAGCAGGAUAGUUAGAUAUAUCCGUUUGGGCGUAUGAACAAGAUGUAACAACAGUAUCAUUUUGUAAACAAAAACUGCCCACUGGGGGCAAAACAGGAACUAAAGCAAAAACAAACCAAACUCACAAUGAGGGACAGGGCAAGGCAAGGCAGGAACAAGAUAAUCUAGACGGGGACUAAACACAACAGGGCUACAAAUAGGGAACACUAACGAGGGAAGUUAAUAAGAGGCAGGUGAGGAGAAUCAAACACUAACGGGAAGAUUACACAGGGCAGGUGAGGGGAAUGAAACACUAAUGGGACAAUGACGGGGAAACAAGGGGGCGGGGCCAAAGCAUGAGACAAGAAGACACGUUGCGCCAUGUCAUAACAAACAGCCACGUGUCUCCACACAAGACAUAACACAAGACAUGGUACUGUCACGAGUCACGACCCUGUCCACCAAACUAGAAAACUCUGGACAAGAAGGACAGGAUCAUGACAGGUUUGGCAACAUUAUUGCAUAAAUGCAUAAUAGGCUAUAUGCUUACCAAUCAAUUAAUAAAUUAAACUGUGUCUACCAAAGCGUUUUUAGCCAGCUGAAAUUAUACCUGGUGCUCUUCUGAAAAUGGCCAGCUGGUGGCGCUUGAGAGCGCUUGGAAGCACUGCGCGUUUUUCCAGAGACGCGUUGGUUGCUGUGAUUUGGAAUAUGCGUAUGAUGGUUGGUCAAUGUAGUUAGAUAUAUCCGUUUGGGCGUAUGAACAAGAUGUAACAACACUAUCAUUUUGGAUCAAUAACAAGAUAGUAGAAUCUGUCAGAUCUAUCAAUAUACAUAGAAAAUCAUUUUGUUAAUAUUGAUUUUAUUUUGCAAUUACAGUAAAUUCACCCUGUUGUUGAAUUCUUUUCUGAAUAAUUUGAUAAGUAAAAUCAGUUCUGAGGCUGCUGGAGCACAAUGACACCUCAGGUAUCACGGACAGUCUUGCGGCUGGAGGCAUCAGCAGUCCGUGAACUAAAGGAUGGCAUCAAUUUCAAGAAAAAUCCAGAGGAUGGCAAAUGUUACAUCAUUUACAAAGACAAAGAUAAAGCACGGGCAUGCAAAAACCAAUGCAAGCACCAGGGAGGACUUUUCAUUAAAGAUAUCGAGGACUUAGACGGCAGAACAGUGCAUUGUACUAAACACUACUGGAAACUUGAUGUGUCCAGCAUGGAGUAUGUCAACCCUCCUGACAGCUUUCUUCAAGAUGAACUCGAGGUAGUAAUUUCAGAUACUGAUGGCAGUAUGGAAUUGGUUGAGUUGAAUCCACCAGACCCUUGGACUUUGGACCCCCGAGAGGCACAAGAGCUACAAGCUGGAGAACUCACGUUGACGUACAUGACACACGCGUGCAUGGAUCUUAAAGCGGGAAGCAAGAGGAUGAUGUUUGACCCGUGGCUGACCGGCCCAGCGUUUGCCAGAGGAUGGUGGCUCUUACACGAACCCCCAUCUGACGCCAUGGAGAGACUCUGCCGGGCAGAUCUCAUUUACAUUAGUCACAUGCACUCCGACCAUCUGAGCUACCCGACUUUGAAAUUACUCGCAGAGAAGAAGCCAGAUAUUCCCAUUUAUGUUGGAGACACCUCGCGGCCGGUGUUCUGGUACCUGGAGAGAAGCGGGGUGAACUUAACAAACAUCAACGUUGUGCCUUUCGGCGUAUGGCAGAAUGUCGAUGAGCACCUGAGAUUUAUGAUUCUAAUGGAUGGCGUUCAUCCUGAGAUGGACACAUGUCUAAUCGUGGAAUAUAAAGGUCACAUGAUCCUGAAUACGGUCGACUGCACCCGGCCGAACAACGGGCGUCUUCCACACGGUGUCGACGUGAUGACGAGCGACUUCGCCGGCGGUGCUUCUGGCUUUCCAAUGACUUUCCAUGGUGGGAAAUACACUGAAAGCUGGAAGGCUGAUUUCAUUAAAAAUGAGAGAAAGAAACUGCUGAACUAUAAGACUCAGCUGGUGAAGAGUUUACAGCCCAAGAUCUACUGUCCUUUUGCUGGCUACUUCACAGAAGCCCAUCCCUCAGACCGGUACAUAAAGGAGACAAAUAUUAAGAACAGUGCAGAGGAUCUGAACGCUUCCAUACGCAAGAGCUGUCCAAAUAUCUUAACCUGGACCCCUUUACCCUGUUCUGUGCUGGAUGUGGCUCUGGCUUUAGCAGAUCAAUCCAACAGGGAUGCAAUCACUCAACCCCCAAAUGCUACAAAGAUCUAUAAGGACAGUUGGGACUUUGACUUGUAUGUGGAGGAGCUGAAUGCUGCCAUUUCCAAUGAUAUCUUUAAACACAAAAGCUGGAUCCAGUUUUAUUAUAACUGGGCAGGAUUUAAAGGCUACAAUCUGGUCAUAAAGGUCAUUGAAACGGAUGAUGAUUUCAAGCCGCUGGAUGGAGGGUGUGAUUAUUUAGUGGACUUCAUGGAUCUGUCCUUUCCAGACAAGAGACCGGAGAGAGAUCACCCGUAUGAAGAGAUCAAAAACAGAGUGGGGGUGAUGAGACACGUGGUUGUGACGGGGCGACUCUGGGACGACCUGUACAUCGGCUUCAAUAACAGAAUGAGUCGGGACCCUGAUGUAUACCAUCACAAGUUUUGGAAUCAUUUCCAGACAAAUUUACCUCUAUCAGCUCCAGACUGGGAUAAUUUCCUUCAGACUGGCUGUAAACACACAGAUCUGAAACAGGAGAAUGGUUUCUGUGUGCUGUCUUAAACCUGACAUGUGCCUUAUAUGACCUCAUGACUUUCAAACAGGUCUCCCGAGCACUCCUUCACCGGUCUGAAACUUAUACUUUUAUUAUAGGGUCACUGGGGUUGAUCAUCAUGAUUUAUCAAUCAUACACUUAAGAAUUCUGUUUUAUAACUGUGGUGUGCACACAACACUUGAAAUGAGAUGAUUAACCGGUUUUGUUCAUUGUUUGUCUAACUGAAUUCAAGCUGUUCUUUUAUUUACACAGAUAUGUAUUACACUCUCACAUGCCUUAUGUUAACCAAGUAAGUGCAAUAGUUUCCACCUAUAGCGAAAGACUUCCUUGAUAUAAGUGCCUUUGUAAAAGCAUCUGCUAAAUGUUGUGUUUGAUGUGAUCUAAAUCAUUUUAAACAGAGGGUUUGACCCAGACUUCCAGAUUAGACAGACGACUAUUUAACCCCUGAGCCAUAGAGCUUGUGGUAUUUUGCUGUGAUUUUUCCAAAGGUUCUUUGUUGUCUGUGAUCUACAAAGUUUAAAACAGUGAGACUUGAACCAAGACUUUCAGGUACUUUCAGGUUAAUGAGCUGACAGUUCUAAGUUCUUUCUCUAUUGAAAUGUAAAAGUUUAAAACAGCGGGAUUUGAACCAGAUGUUCAAGUACGAAAGCCAAAUGCUCAACCACUGAGCAAUUGAGUUUGUAGUUAAAGAAUUUUCUGCAUUUUCCUUGUUUUCUGCACUUUAAAAAGACGUGAAAGAAUGAGACUUGAACUAUCAUUUUCGAGAACGAUAGCCAUGGAGUUCAACUGCUGAACCACUGAGCUUGUAGUGGAUUUUUAUGUGGGUUCUUUGUGUUCGUGUGAAUUAAAAAGUUCCUGUGAAAGUGAGAUUUGAAUUUAAGAGCUUCAUGUACCAUAGUCAAGAGUUCUACCAUUCAGCUAUUGACAUUGUUGUGGGACAUGUUGAUGUUUUACUGGGUACUUUGUUUUCUGCUCUUUAAAAAAAGCCUUGAAAGACUGGGACUUGAACCUAGAUUUUCAAAUACUGAAGUAAAGAGUUCAAUCGUUGUGCUUUUGAACUUGUAAUGAAUCGAUGCAUUUUUGUUCAAGUUCUUU
Molecule: messenger RNA, 4929 nt
Organism: Triplophysa rosa
Lineage: Eukaryota; Metazoa; Chordata; Actinopteri; Cypriniformes; Nemacheilidae
Gene: cmah
Product: cytidine monophospho-N-acetylneuraminic acid hydroxylase
Exons: 14
Coding region: 2064-3842 (592 amino acids)
Molecular function (GO): 2 iron, 2 sulfur cluster binding
Source: RefSeq, a predicted model, not a curated record